AUGGCACGAACUAAGCAAACUGCGCGCAAGUCCACCGGUGGCAAGGCUCCGAGGAAGCAGCUAGCCACAAAGGCUGCCAGGAAGUCAGCUCCGGCGACCGGCGGUGUGAAGAAGCCUCACCGCUUCCGCCCAGGCACGGUGGCGUUGAGGGAGAUCAGAAAGUAUCAGAAGAGCACCGAGCUCCUGAUCCGAAAGCUCCCCUUCCAACGUCUCGUGCGCGAGAUCGCACAGGAUUUCAAAACCGAUCUGCGGUUUCAGAGCAGCGCCGUGUCCGCGUUGCAGGAAGCCGCAGAGGCUUAUUUGGUUGGACUUUUCGAAGACACUAAUCUGUGCGCCAUUCACGCCAAGCGUGUCACUAUCAUGCCCAAAGAUAUUCAACUCGCCCGCAGAAUCAGAGGCGAAAGGGCUUGA
Sphenostylis stenocarpa is the source of this 411-nucleotide messenger RNA. The record is from the annotation of a GenBank genome assembly. NCBI's taxonomy places the organism in Eukaryota, Viridiplantae, Streptophyta, Magnoliopsida, Fabales, Fabaceae.